Molecule: messenger RNA, 1967 nt
Organism: Pelobates fuscus (common spadefoot toad)
Lineage: Eukaryota; Metazoa; Chordata; Amphibia; Anura; Pelobatidae
Gene: KCNE4
Product: potassium voltage-gated channel subfamily E regulatory subunit 4
Exons: 2
Coding region: 116-601 (161 amino acids)
Biological process (GO): negative regulation of delayed rectifier potassium channel activity; ventricular cardiac muscle cell action potential; regulation of ventricular cardiac muscle cell membrane repolarization
Cellular component (GO): membrane
Molecular function (GO): transmembrane transporter binding; potassium channel regulator activity; voltage-gated potassium channel activity involved in ventricular cardiac muscle cell action potential repolarization
Source: RefSeq, a predicted model, not a curated record
CUUCAGCCACAAGUCCGUCUGAGUCAUUUCAAACUUCAGGAACAGAAAGCAAGAGGUUUUGUGCUACAGUCUCUUUCAGAUUACAAAAAUCCACGCAGAUUCAUCUAGUGAUCUGAUGCUGAGAAUGGACACAACUAAUGAGACAAUGGCAAGGGUAGUUGAAAACUCGGCGCCGGAUGUGACACAACAGUCCAGCGAUGGACAAAGCACUGAAUACCUCUACAUCUUAAUAGUCAUGUCUUUCUAUGGGAUAUUCCUGAUGGGAAUCAUGCUGGUGUACAUGAGAUCCAAAAGAAGGGAGAAGGAGUCCAAUCUAUUGAUGCUCUACAAGGACGAGGAGUGGCAGUGGAUGGAAACCAGAAAGAGCACACCAAUCUUGUCUGUGCCUAAGUCCUUCCAGAAUUCUAACAUACUCAAUGUUCUCCAGGAAAGUGUGGUUCCAGCCCUGUCUUGUUCUUCUUGCCAAAUAGAAGGGAGCAGCUUGAGUUCAGAGUCGUCAUGCUCUGAUGUACCCUUCACCAUAAAAGAGGAAGUUACAGAAAGUCUUCUUCAAGAGGGACAUGAGCCUGAAGAUAAGGCAGAGAAGAGGCAGAUUUCCUAGCGAUGCUGAGAUCAAGGAAAAUUAAUUGGUUUAUGAAUCUUUAGGCUCAGUGUACAUGAGACAGUAACCCUGUCUUGUAGAGCCAAGUUGGCAGAUAGUUCCUUCUACUGAGGGAAAGUGCAACUGCAGAGAACACUCAACCGUGUGAGUGUGUAAUGGCUUAAAGCAGUGUUCACUCAGUUUGAACAGAACUGAAACAUCUUCAAGUGUUUGACAACACAUAAUAGACUUGGCCUGGUCUGCAGAAAGUGACAGGUGAUACCCUGUUUAGGGUCCCCAGCGGGACAUUUAUACCAUGUAUGAGUAAGGAUGUCAUACAACGGAACUGAGCAAUGUGAAACUGAAAAGGCAAUGGGAAAAAAAUGUUUGUUAAAAUAUAUUAUUUAUGUGCAUAAGGUCACUUUCCAAUAAGUUUGGACUAUAGUAAUAUCUAAUUAUAUUAAGGUUUGAUGCUAUUGACUCUGGGGCUUGCAGAAGAUGGGAGAACUAGCUCACUUACAGCUGUUAUAGAGUCACGGAAAGUGAUAAGAACGAAGUUACUCUGCAUUUUUAGUUCCUUGCUCAUUGCUUGGCUUUGUUUUAUGUUCAAAGUAAUAAUACGUGAUCCUGGUGUGGAAAGAUUUCAAGUCACAGAAUAUAAUCAACAAAUUCUACAGCUUCUUGGCAUGAUUCACUAUCUAAGGAUUGUAAUGUUCCCAUAAAAAAAUGUUUGGAUGAUAUAUCAGAAGGUCCAGCGGAACCUUUCAUGUCUGAGAACUGGAACGAAGUGUAAAGCUGGGGCAAAGUUCUAAAAGUGUAGCAUUUUACAGGAAUUUUCCAUUGGUUUCCAUGGUUAUUUCUCUACUUUUAGAACACGGCACUUCAAUUAUUCUACAUUAAUAAACCAAUGACUUAAUGAAUUAAUGUUGACAAUUGCACCUUGAUGACUCCCCUAUCCUGAGACCAGAAUUGAAAUUAAAUAUAUCAUAUGACCUAUUCCUACAUAUUCAAGCAUAAUUCUCAAUCUUUAAGAAUAUGAGCAGAGAUAAUACCACUCAAUGCAUCUGGAGAGGAGAAGUCAGUACAUGGACUCUACAAAUCCCAAAUGAUUCUGCACCAGGAUUAUAAAAUAAUAAAAAAGUGACUUUAACUUGGGAUGACAUUCAAUUUUAACAUGAUACAAAAAAGUAGGCUGACAUUGUAAGCAUUAGGUCAUCUAUUGAAAUAUUAUUUUGCCUGUUAUAAUAUAAAUUGUUAUGCAUGUAAAAUUAACCAAGUUUACAAAAAUAUAAAAUAUCCAGACAAGGUUACAGAAAAUCCAAUUCGCUUGCAGUGACCACGUAAUAGCCAUUAGAAAUCCAGCCAUUUACAUUAUAUUUUUUAUAAA